Molecule: messenger RNA, 2786 nt
Organism: Salarias fasciatus (jewelled blenny)
Lineage: Eukaryota; Metazoa; Chordata; Actinopteri; Blenniiformes; Blenniidae
Gene: tmx1
Product: thioredoxin-related transmembrane protein 1
Exons: 9
Coding region: 1-1002 (333 amino acids)
Cellular component (GO): endomembrane system
Molecular function (GO): disulfide oxidoreductase activity
Source: RefSeq, a predicted model, not a curated record
AUGGUAGUUGUUGGAGAUGGAAUAGAAAGAGCGGAAGCGAGCCGCUACCUCUACCUAGCGUGUGUGCUCGCUCCAAACUCAGCAAUGUUUUCCUCACCCCGGAGAGCAAAGCCUCACCUGUGGAUAUGUGUUCUCACUCUGGGGGUGUACUUGUCGUCCGUGCCCGUGUCGGCCAAGCCGGACAGCUUGAGAGAAGUGACGGACGGGAACUGGGAAGAGAUCCUGAGCGGAGAGUGGAUGAUUGAAUUCUACGCACCCUGGUGUCCGGCAUGCCAGCAGCUCCAGCCGGUCUGGAAGGAGUUUGCAGAUUGGGGGGAGGACAUGGGGGUCAACAUAGCCAAGGUGGACGUGACAGAACAACCCGGUCUGAGUGGGCGGUUCAUCAUCACUUCUCUUCCUACUAUUUAUCACUGCAAGGACGGCGUCUUCCGGAAAUACCAGGGAGCUCGCACUAAGGACGACUUCCUCAGCUUCGUGGACGGGCAGAAAUGGAAAGCAGUCGAACCCGUUUCCUCUUGGUUCGGCCCGUCUUCGUUUCUAAUGAACUCAAUGUCCGCUUUGUUCAAGCUCUCCAUGUUUAUUCGGCGCUGUCACAACUACAUGACGGAGCAGCUGGGGAUUCCUGUUUGGGGCUCGUAUGUCAUCUUCGGCCUGGCCACUCUGUUCUCUGGACUCGCUCUGGGCCUCUUGCUGGUGUUUAUCGCAGAUUUUGUCUUCCCCUCGAGGCGGUUUUCCUCUCCUGACUACUACCAGAAGAAGCAGACGAUGGAGCAGGCGAGGCUGAUCCAGCAGCAGGAGGACGCCCACGAGGCCGACGGCGAGGAUGACGACGACGAGGAGGAAGAGGAGGAAGACCCGGACGAGGUCUGGAAAAGACGGAGGGGGUCUCCGGAGGGCCGCCCGGAGCCCCGGGGACAGGGCUUCAGCGACGAAGCCCUGAGGAAGAGGGUGGUGGGCAAGCGCAAUGAGGAAGAGGAGGACGACGAAGAGGAGGACACCUAGAGAGCCGGCCCGGAGCUUCACAUGGCUCCUCUCGCCUUUUUGAUAAAGAGCGCCGCGGGAUCAGCACAGUUGGAGGAGCCGUGGAUCCUGAGCAGCAGUGUUUAGAGCACGGAGUUCAAAAUAUUCCUCCUCCUCCUCCUCCUCUUCCUCCUCUUCCUCCUCCCCUUGUUUCGUACCAGGAGUGACUCCUUCUGACUCACCGAAGCUCCGCGAGCAGCAGGCUCCACCCGGAACAACAACCACACUCCCGACACGCGUUUCCUCCCUGGAAAUGUGAGCUUUGCUCAUGAAAUGCAGUUCAGCUGGAGUUUUGCGACGCCGUUUAUGCUAUGCAUUGUUUUCGUUUGUUUUGUUUGUUUUAUGAAAAAUACGUGUGUUGUUCUAUUUCUAUCACGGAAUUGUUUAUACCAGGCUUGACGUGUUUUGUUGACGAAUGCUACUUUUUGGUGACUUCCAGGUUAUUUUGUGUUACGUAUGAAUCGCAGAGCGGUUACAGCGACACACACACACACACACACACACACACACACCGCUUUGAUUUGAAGCCGUUCGUUUUCCUCAGAAGUUGUUUUCAAAGUGAAGCAACAGGAUGAAACAUUUGAUCUGAAUUGUAAUAAAACCUCCAAUUCUAAAUUAAACACAUUAUGUAACCCUUAAGCACUUCAUUUAAAUUCAUCUGUACAUGUUGGAAACUCCUUGAUAGUACAGUAAAAGCAGAAUCCAGUGAUCAGCCAUAACAUUAUGUCCCUUGUCUGUCAGGCACUGAACAGUUUCUCCUUGCGGCUGACGAGUCCUUUGAAAAGAGCUUCCUGUGAGGUUGGCUGUGGUGGUCAGUGUCUAGAUUGGGCAUGUUUUUGGACACUCCUGUUCCCUUCGUAAUCCAAAAAUGCCUAAAACCUUCAAAACUGAAAGGAUCGACUGAAGAUAUUUUAUAUUCACUAAAUGAGGAUGAGGCUGGUGGUCAUAAUGUUUUGGCUGAUCAGUGUCAGACGGGACCCUGUUCACAGUAACAAUGAAGUCAGAAUACUUGAAGCUUUUGUGGUGUCUAAUUAAACAGGGUUUAAUCUGUAGCAUAGUGCUUUUGGUGCAGGAACCCGCCUGAAAACAUCACCCGGCGGAAAAGAGAAGAAAAAAAAAAUCCACUUUAAAUAAAUCGCCUGGUGAAUGUUGUUCUGUAGAUACUGUCUGUUCCCACGUUGUUCCAUCAACCCGAUAAUCGACGAAUGUGAUCUCUGAUUUUCUAAUGUUUACUAGUGAUUCUGCGAUGUGUUUAUUGCUGAUCCGGGGUGUGUGUGGCGAGGCCGGCCACUCCGGCGCUCACACCGGGGCUUCCUGGCACAUCUGUCCGGGGUUCGCCUCAGCGAGCCGUCGUUGGAUUUUGCUGUCAUGUUCGUUUUUGAACCACUUCCUGAGGGUCUUCUAUCUGCAUGAGUGCCGCUUCUUUCCUCUCCCUGGUGUCUCAUUGAAGAGUUCGGCGCUUUGAGAGGACCCUGGUACAGUUCUGUGUUGUAAAGCAAAAAAAAUAAAAUAAAAAGGACCUUUUUAUGUGCGGUUUGUCAGAGAGGUCAGUGUUUUAAUGCAAUUUCAGUUUUGUUUUUCACAAGGCCUAAAAUGAGUUGUAUCGACUUUGAUUUUAUUUUUAUAAUGCAUUUAUCCUCUGUAAAAGCUAAUCAACAGUUAUUUAGUUUUUUUGAUCUAUUUAUGGCUUGUAGCAUUCUCACUUUACCCCGAGCCGCCCGUGCUCCUCAUCGUUUCUUUAAAUAAAGGGUUAACUAUGAAAACCA